Rhododendron vialii is the source of this 3295-nucleotide messenger RNA. Its product is annotated as L-arabinokinase. NCBI's taxonomy places the organism in Eukaryota, Viridiplantae, Streptophyta, Magnoliopsida, Ericales, Ericaceae. The coding region runs from base 153 to 3131 and encodes 992 amino acids. Gene Ontology annotation, molecular function: ATP binding. The record is from RefSeq and is a predicted model, not a curated record. The transcript has 29 exons.
CGAAUCCCUCUUUUUGCGUAUAAAUCCAAUCUGUCCGUUGAGACUUGAGAGAGACAGAGAGAGAGAGGGAGACGCGGAGAGAAAAACGGAGAAUCGGAGACCGCUCGGCAUUGAAAAUCUUCUCGUGAGAGAGGGAGGGAGAGAGGGUGAGAAUGGGGACCGAAGAAGGAAACGAGCAAGUCUCGGCAUCAAGGAAGCACCUAGUGUUUGCCUACUAUGUCACUGGCCAUGGCUUUGGCCAUGCCACUCGUGUUGUUGAGGUAGUUCAACACCUCAUAUAUGCUGGACAUGAUGUUCACGUAGUAACUGGUGCACCGGACUUUGUCUUCACAACUGAAAUCCAGUCUCCUAAACUGUUUCUUCGCAAGUUGGUACUAGACUGUGGAGCUGUCCAAGCAGACGCUUUGACAGUGGAUCGCCUUGCCUCUUUGGAGAAGUAUUCUGAGACAGCUGUAGUACCUCGUGCUUCCAUUUUGGCAACAGAAGUGGAGUGGUUGAACUCCAUCAAGGCUGACUUAGUGGUUUCAGAUGUUGUUCCAGUUGCAUGCCGAGCAGCAGCUGAUGCUGGUAUUCGGUCAGUUUGUGUCACCAAUUUCAGUUGGGAUUUCAUCUAUGCAGAGUAUGUGAUGGCAGCUGGUCAUCAUCAUCGAACAACAGUCUGGCAGAUUGCUGAGGAUUAUUCUCACUGUGAAUUCUUAAUUCGUCUCCCCGGAUACUGCCCAAUGCCUGCUUUUCGUGAUGUGAUGGAUGUACCUUUGGUUGUGAGGAGGUUGCACAAAUCCCGCAAGGAGGUGAGGAAGGAGCUUGGUAUUGGAGAUGAUGUGAAGGUCGUUAUCCUGAACUUUGGUGGUCAGCCAGGAGGUUGGAAUUUAAAAGAGGAGUGCUUGCCUUCGGGGUGGCUGUGCCUGGUUUGUGGUGCUUCUGAUGACCAAAAUCUUCCUCCAAAUUUCAUAAAGCUUGCAAAAGCUGCAUAUACACCUGAUCUCAUAGCAGCAUCUGACUGUAUGCUUGGGAAAAUUGGGUAUGGCACUGUCAGUGAAGCCCUUGCAUACAAGUUACCAUUUGUCUUUGUACGUAGAGAUUAUUUCAAUGAAGAACCUUUUCUAAGAAAUAUGCUGGAGUACUAUCAAGGUGGCGUUGAGAUGAUUAGGAGAGAUUUACUAACUGGGCGCUGGAAACCAUACCUUGAACGGGCAAUUAGUUUGAAGCCAUGCUAUGAAGGAGGCAUCAACGGUGGUGAGGUUGCAGCUCGCAUUUUACAGGAUACUGCUGUUGGAAAGAACUAUACUGCAGAUAAGCUUAGUGGCGCAAGGAGAUUGCGGGACGCUAUAGUUCUAGGGUACCAAUUGCAAAGAGUCCCUGGAAGAGAUAUUUGCAUUCCCGAUUGGUAUUCGAAUGCUGAAAAUGAGUUUGGUCUUCGCACUGGAUCACCUACUGCUGAAAUGACUGAGACAAGAUCCCAUAUAAUGUCUUACACGGAAGACUUCAACAUUCUUCACGGAGAUCUUCAAGGUCUUUCGGAUACAAUGACUUUCUUGAAGAGCUUGGCAGAACUUGAUGCUGUCUACGAUUCUGGAAAGACUAAAGAGAAGCACUGGAUGCGUGAACGCAUGGCUGCUGCUGGCAUCUUCAAUUGGGAGGAAGAGAUUUUUGUGGCAAGAGCACCAGGAAGAUUGGAUGUUGUUGGAGGAAUAGCAGAUUAUUCUGGAAGCCUUGUCUUACAGAUGCCUAUCAGAGAGGCCUGUCAUGUAGCUGUCCAAACAAACCAUCCGAGUAAACACAAGCUGUGGAAACAUACGCAGGCUCGGCAGAAUGCAAAAGGACAAGGCCCAACACCUGUGCUGCAAAUUGUGUCAUAUGGUUCAGAGUUAAGCAAUCGUGGUCCAACAUUUGACAUGGAUUUAACAGAUUUUAUGGAUGGAGGGCAGCCAAUAUCUUUUCAGAAAGCAAAAGAAUAUUUUGCCCGAGAUCCAUCGCAGAGAUGGGCAGCAUAUGUUGCAGGUGCAAUUCUGGUUUUAAUGACAGAACUGGGCAUGCGCUUCGAGAAUAGUAUCAGCAUGCUGGUUUCUUCAGCUGUCCCAGAAGGAAAAGGUGUAUCUUCUUCUGCUUCUGUGGAGGUUGCUAGCAUGUCUGCUAUUGCUGCUGCUCACGGAUUGGACAUCAGCCCCAGGGAGCUGGCCUUGCUCUGCCAAAAGGUAGAGAAUCAUAUAGUUGGAGCUCCGUGUGGUGUGAUGGACCAGAUGGCUUCAGCGUGUGGUGAAGCCAACAAACUUCUUGCUAUGAUUUGUCAGCCUGCUGAGGUAAUAGGGCUUGUGGACAUUCCUAAUCAUAUACGAUUUUGGGGAAUCGAUUCUGGAAUACGACACAGCAUUGGUGGUGCAGACUAUGGUUCUGUAAGAGUUGGGGCGUUUAUGGGUCAAAAGAUGAUUAAGUCUGGUGCAUGUGCACUGCUUACCCAAUCAUCUUCUAGUGCAAACGGAAACACUGAAGAAUUGGAAGAGGGUGCUGUUGAACUACUCCAAACAGAGGCUUCAUUAGACUACUUGUGCAAUCUGUCACCUCACAGAUAUGCAGCUCUUUACUUUAAAAUGCUUCCAGAUUCUAUUCUUGGUGAGGCCUUUUUGGACCAAUAUUCUGAUCAUAGUGAUCCAGUCACAAUCAUUGACAAAAAGCGCACUUAUGGAGUUAGAGCAGCUGCAAGACAUCCUAUUUAUGAGAAUUUCAGAGUCAAGGCCUUUAAAGCUCUAUUAACUUCUGCUGCCUCAGAUGACCAACUAACUGCUCUUGGAGAAUUGUUGUACCAGUGUCACUACAGUUACAGUGCUUGUGGACUUGGCUCGGAUGGGACAGACGGGCUUGUUCAAUUAGUACAGCAAAUGCAACAAAAGAAAAACUCCAACACUGAAGAUGGAACUUUAUAUGGAGCAAAGAUCACUGGUGGUGGAUCCGGUGGGACAGUUUGUGUCAUUGGUAGGAAUUGUCUUCGGAGCAGCCAACAGAUUCUCGAGAUUCAGCAGAGAUACAAAGGUGCCACUGGCUACCUGCCAUUUCUUUUUGAAGGUUCGUCUCCAGGUGCUGGGAAGUUUGGGUAUCUAAGGAUUCGUCGCCGGCACCCUCCUAAUUUUAAUUGAAUCUAUUGCUAAGAAGAAUGUUUAUCCUAUUGGAGAUUGAUAUCUUAUUAUUCUGGUCUCCUUUUUGGGUACCAGUUCUGAAAUCAAUGUUGAAACUCCACCUCAAGUGGUGGUGAGCAUUUCACAGUUGUGAAUAUUUAAAUAAAGGUUGGUACUUUCCCUCC